Messenger RNA from Paramecium pentaurelia, 984 nucleotides. Lineage: Eukaryota; Ciliophora; Oligohymenophorea; Peniculida; Parameciidae. The record is from the annotation of a GenBank genome assembly.
AUGCAAUCUCAAAUUAAUAAGACCUAAAUUCUAGCAAAUGUUAAGAAAUGUCAUAAGAACAUAUCUAAACUUAAUGACAAAUUGUAUAUACUUCAUACACUUAUUAAAAAACAUAAUUUCAAUAUUGAUAAAAAUACAGACAUGAUCAAAUCUAAGGCAAAUGAGAAUCCAGUAGUCAUUAUAAAUGAUGAAACAAGUGUAGAAGUGAUUAUUAAUGAAGAAGAUCCUAAAUAAGAAUAACUUAUUGAUAUUAAAUAGACUGCUCGCAAAUUAAUAUCACGAUUUUAUUAUCAUAUCGAAUAAAAGAUGAAGUAGAGUUCUAUCAAUUAAAUUGAAGCAUUAAAAUAAUUGUGUGAUAAAGAAUACUAAAAUGAUCUAUUUGAUAAGCUUCAUAAAGGAUUUUUUAAGUUAUAUUUUUAAUAAGAUUUAAAAUGUAAGGAAUGUCAACAAAUCAUAAAAGAUUAAUAACAUUGUCUUAAUCAUAUUAGAAAUGAACAUUUAACUGAUCUAGAAAUUUAUAUCUGUAUUAAAUGUAAAUUGUCUUUCUCUAAAGGAGACAAAUUAGAAAAACAUAUAUUAUAAGCACAUAAUAAUUAUGGAUAAUUGACACAAAAAGAAUCUAAAGUUGAUGACUAACAAUUAUAAAUCAAAACAUCAAGUAAAAUAAAUAAUUUAUAUUAAAAUUUUCAUCAGAAAUUAGAUUUAAAUAAGAUUGUAGAAAAUAUAUAACCCAAAUCCACCCAUAAGAAAAUAUCUAUGCCCUAAUCAACUAUAAAUAACAAUUAAAUAUCAUCUUCAGAUGAAGUAAAAGAAAGUGGAUCUGUAUUUAAUUAGAUUUAUAUUCCUGUGGAAUUAAAUGGUCUGAAUGCAGAAAAGAAUGAGGAAGAAAAAAAAGAGUUCCACUCUUAUACUACCAAAAGACCUACCAAACUUAAAAUUAAUUUCAUAUAAGUAUAAAAAAAUGAUAAUACAUUAAAUAAGUGA